AUGAAGGCCAAGCGCGGGGCCGCCAGCCAAAAGCGCGCCGCCAAGAGCAAGCGACCCUCUGGCAGCGGAUUUGCGUCAAAUCCUCGCAGGGGGUCGGAGAAGGAAGGUGGCAGACCGAAAGACGCUGCGAAAGCCACCGUCGUAGAAUCCGCGUCCGGCGCCACCGGCGACGCAAGCCCACACCGCGCUCUCGUUGAUGGGCCCGCUUCGGCAACAAUGGAGGAUCCCGCCAAAGUUGACCCGCUCGACGGGCCCGAUAAGGCACUCGUCCCGAUUCCGAGUUUGACAAAGGACGACAUUGCGAGUCUCCGCUUUGACAGGAAAUUGUCGUUGGACGAGAUGAUCGAGCGCUUCGAGGACGCUAGAAGAGGGGACACUUUUGCAGCUACCGUUAUAGCGAAUAGGCAUUUUGUAUCGGAGAAACUGCUGUAUCGGUUUACUAGUGCCAUUCUGCAGGUUGAGAGUAGGACCGACAGGGCCGAGACGAAGGAGGAAGAGGCCGCCAAUAUGAGGCAAUUUAGACAAGAUUUGAUAGCCCAUUGCUGGAGCAACGAUUAUCCGCUUAAGGUUGAGCUGCAGCGUGCGGAGGGCAGAUUACUGCGUGUGUUACAGGGGGACAGCAUCAAGAACGAUGUGAGGCGCAAUUGCGGGACAACCACGCUCCAGGUCGACGCGUUCUGGAUUGUUGUUUUUGCGGCCAUUGCGGCGUGGGAGGAGCGCGGAAAGGAGAAUCCAGAAUUGGUAAACGUCGACAUGCAGAAGGCUCUCACGACUUGUGCCCAGGCUUGUCGUACGUUAGAUGAGGUGAACAAGCGGUUGAGCCCCUCUCUGGCGGCAGUUCAGAAAAUUCUGGAGUCCGCUGAUCCUAACGUGCAGCAAGAGGUCGUUGCAGAGCUUGAUGAUGACGAUGUCGCGGACAUGAGCUCGUUUGCAGAGCAAGUAAGGCUUUUCCCUAGUGGGGCCUAUGGCGCUUUGGUUGUUCGUAUGUCAUCAAUUCUGGACUAUAUUAUGGCCGACAAGUACGGAAUUGCAGCUGUUGGCCUUCAACCCUUUCGCUUUGAAGUUCCAACGAAAGAAAUCGAAUCUAAGCUGGUGACCUUCGCGAAGAAUAGUCAAAAGAUUCGAAGAGCAAGAUGA
This is a messenger RNA of Chondrus crispus (carragheen), 1137 nucleotides long. RefSeq lists its product as hypothetical. The transcript has a single exon. Lineage: Eukaryota; Rhodophyta; Florideophyceae; Gigartinales; Gigartinaceae. Bases 1 to 1137 code for a protein of 378 amino acids. The record is from RefSeq and is a predicted model, not a curated record.